Molecule: messenger RNA, 1839 nt
Organism: Penicillium vulpinum
Lineage: Eukaryota; Fungi; Ascomycota; Eurotiomycetes; Eurotiales; Aspergillaceae
Product: putative U1 snRNP complex component Yhc1
Exons: 5
Coding region: 1-1839 (612 amino acids)
Biological process (GO): mRNA splicing, via spliceosome; spliceosomal snRNP assembly
Cellular component (GO): U1 snRNP; nucleus
Molecular function (GO): nucleic acid binding; zinc ion binding
Source: RefSeq, a predicted model, not a curated record
AUGUCUUCGUGGGGAAGAGGACGAGGAGGACGAGGACGAGGGAGAGGACGUGGAGGGGCACGCGUUCCCCAGAUCAGUUCACCAGCGCCUCCGCUUGGAGAGAUCAUUGUCACAAUCCGUCAAAAUGAAAUCGAAAGUCCCGCGGACGAAGACAAUGACACAUCUCGAAUCACAAACAGUCAAUAUCUGACAUCCUACAACUGGCUUGCUGGGGAAAAGAGCAGGAUAAUCGUUCCCGGUGAGCCACCAAAGUGGACACCUCUGCCCGAUGCUCCCAUGCUUCAAAAGGACAGGGGUGAAUAUUAUCGUGAUCGAAAUGCUGCGCAAUACCCCGCCCACCCUCUGGAGCCAAUGGUACAAGCAAUACUAACAGACAAUCCCGAUUUCCCCGUGACCAAUGUGGACAUCAUUGGUUGCAGCAGCACAAUGGGCAACCUCUUACGAUUUGCACUUGGGCAGAACAAGUCCUUCAGGAUUCUUGUCGAGGUACUCGGUCAGACGGUCUUCUUCGUCAGAAGGGAAAACUCGCCCACCGAAAAGAUCCCCGAUGUCCGUGGGUAUGGGCAUACUUUCCCAGAAGCAUACACCACGUGGAGUGCAAGAGUGGGUGGAUCCAAGUCCCACCAACGGGUGAUGCAGUAUGAAUUUGCCGGAAUGCAGUGUUUGGUGCGCUUCGAACCGGAUGGCUUUCUGCCCGACCUAGUCCCGGAUACCGAGGAAACCGAAGAAGACCCCGUCUCCCCAAAGGAUAGUAUCGACCCAGAAGGAGCUUUGGCGUCCCUUGAAGAAGCAACAAUCUCGGAUGAUAUCUCAAUCAUUACAGAAGUCUCGUCGAAACAGCUUGAGACUACAAAGCAAGGCCGGCGUGUCCCACAGUGUGCAAUCUUUGACCUGAAGACCCGAUCUCAGAAUAGAAAGGAUCUUAACGUUCUCGAGGAAGAAUUGCCUCGGUUUUGGGUUUCACAGACUCAAAACUUCAUUCUCGCCCUUCAUGGAUCUGGUCGAUUCAGGGAUAUUCGGGUGCAGGACGUCGGGGAUGAGGUAAAGCAAUGGGAGGAGGCCCAGCAAGCGGGGUUGGGCAAGUUUGCCAGCUUACUCCAGAUGAUUGUAGCCUUCGCCCGGAGCGUGGAAAAUGGGAAACUUGAGAUUGAGCGUGAGGAUGGCGACUACUGCGAUGUCUAUCUGACGCACGACUCGAUGAGCGUGCGCAAGGCGCACAACUCCGGCCGAAACCACCUGCGCAAUGUGGUCGACUACUACCAACAGAUCGGCCAAGAAAAGGCGCAGUCCGUCAUCGACUCCAUCACCUCCUCCUACGCCGCAGAGGGCCAACAGGCCCCCAACAUGAUGCCUCCGGGAGCCUUCCCGCCUCCCUUCGGAUUCCCAGGUCCGACUCACCCACCAAUUUCUCCCUCCCACAACCCCACCCCAAAGCUAACAUCACUAGGACACCCAGGCAUGGCUGGAAUGCCUCCUCCCCCCUUCGGCAUCCCUCCACCAGGCGCCCCAGGCGCCCCAGGCAUGCUCCCUCCCCCAGGAGCCCACGGUCUUCCCUUCCCACCUCCCUUCCCCAACGCCGCCGGGACCCCGCCAACAGGCGGAUUCCCCCCGCCUCUCAACAUGCCACAGGGCGCAAACUUGCCCAUCCCGCCCCCCGGCGGCUUCCCAAACUUCCCUAUCCCCCCGCCAGGCGCGGGCUUCCCGCCUAUGCCUAUGCAUGGUCAGCCUGGUGCGGGGCCUGGCGGUCCGUCGCCUAUUCCGACUGGACCCCGUGGCUUGGAGGGAUAUCCUCCUCCCCCUGGAAGUGGGAAUAAUGGUAGGAUGGAACAGCAGUGGUGA